AUGACCCACCAAACACACGCAUACCAUAUAGUCAACCCAAGUCCCUGACCACUUACAGGAGCUCUUUCCGCUUUACUAUUAACUUCAGGGUUAGUAAUAUGAUUCCACUUCAACUCUAUAACCCUAUUAACCUUAGGAUUAUUAGCCAACACCUUAACUAUAUAUCAAUGAUGACGUGACAUUAUUCGAGAAGGCACUUUCCAAGGCCACCACACUCCAGUUGUCCAAAAAGGUCUUCGCUAUGGCAUAAUCCUCUUCAUUAUUUCAGAAGUAUUCUUCUUCUCCGGAUUUUUCUGAGCUUUUUACCACUCAAGCCUAGCUCCAACCCCCGAAUUAGGAGGAUAUUGACCUCCAGCAGGCAUUACUCCCUUAAACCCAUUAGAUGUUCCCCUUUUAAAUACAUCUGUUCUGUUAGCCUCAGGAGUAUCCAUUACUUGAGCUCAUCAUAGCCUUAUGGAAGGAAACCGCAAACAUAUACUCCAAUCCCUAUUUAUUACAAUUUGUUUAGGCUUGUAUUUUACUCUUUUACAAGCAUCAGAAUACUAUGAAACUUCCUUCACAAUCUCCGAUGGAGUCUACGGCUCCACAUUCUUUAUAGCUACUGGAUUUCACGGUCUCCAUGUCAUUAUUGGCUCAACUUUCUUAAUCGUAUGCCUCCUCCGACAAUUAAAAUUCCACUUUACAUCUAAUCAUCACUUUGGGUUUGAAGCCGCCGCUUGAUACUGACAUUUCGUAGAUGUAGUAUGACUUUUCCUAUAUGUAUCCAUCUAUUGAUGAGGAUCCU
Artibeus jamaicensis (Jamaican fruit-eating bat) is the source of this 784-nucleotide messenger RNA. The record is from the annotation of a RefSeq genome assembly. Lineage: Eukaryota; Metazoa; Chordata; Mammalia; Chiroptera; Phyllostomidae.